AUGCAGAACAGAAUAGGGAUAGACAAGAAACUGCAGAUGAGCAACGCGGGGAUAUUACAUCAGGAUAUCUUACGUGCGGCGAAGGAUAGAGCCAAAGCCUUAGGAGAGAGAGCCUACAAGGAAAACCCCUACGUCUCGUCAGGGAGUGAAAUGGACCAAUCAUUCACCAAAAUCCCCACGAGGAACGAUGCGACCACCGAGAUCCCAGACAGCGGUAAUAGUAACUGGAAGAGCAACUCCGGUUCUAGACGGAACAACAAAAACAAGAACAAUCAACAAUUUGACAGCGAUCAUAACGGAAACAGAAAGAAGCCGUGGCAAAAGAACAGGAGAGGCAACAGUACUCACCAGAACAGCAGUUUCCACGCGAAUCGAGACCAGAAUAGUAGUUACCGCCAAAACGGCGGUUUUGGUUUCGGUUUCACACACCAGAACACCAUCGGCUACCAGACGCAAAACGCCUACAAUCCAUUCGCGUACCAUUCUCCAUACCAACACAACUACACACAAAACGGUCCGACAAAUGGCACUGAUCAACAUAACCAAUUAGCAAUCAUAGCAAAACCAACUGGUAAUAGUCAGAGUGGAGCGUUAGCGAUAGUGAACAGACAGAACAACGGAGGAAAACAAAACUGGUAA
This is a messenger RNA of Melampsora larici-populina 98AG31, 639 nucleotides long. RefSeq lists its product as uncharacterized. The record is from RefSeq and is a predicted model, not a curated record. Bases 1 to 639 code for a protein of 212 amino acids. NCBI's taxonomy places the organism in Eukaryota, Fungi, Basidiomycota, Pucciniomycetes, Pucciniales, Melampsoraceae. The transcript has a single exon.